This is a messenger RNA of Cooperia oncophora, 642 nucleotides long. Lineage: Eukaryota; Metazoa; Nematoda; Chromadorea; Rhabditida; Trichostrongylidae. The record is from the annotation of a GenBank genome assembly.
AUGGGAGUGCUAGGAAGUUCCUUCUGGCUACGGUACGGAUUCUUAAAAGGAGAUAUCGUUAUGAUCAUCGUGAACGUUAUCGGCGCAUCGUUGUUCUUCUUAUAUUGCGUGUUCUAUUUGACAUUCGCGACAAAUAGAUGCUCCUUCGCCAUGAAGUUCGGCUUCGCUCUAUCAACGAUUGGAGCAAUGUGCGCUUGGAUUCAUCAUGACCCAAAUAUCAACUAUCUUGGUGUAGCUUGCAUGACAUUCAACAUUUUGAACUUCGCAGCACCAAUGGCUGGUUUGGGAGUCGUACUGCGAAAACGUUGCUGUGACACAUUGCCAUUGCCGAUGUGCAUCGCUAAUCUGCUCGUCUCAUCGCAAUGGUUUAUCUAUGGAAAUAUGGUGUGGGACAACUAUAUCAUGGUACCCAACGGUAUCGGAGUUGGGCUGGCUAUUAUACAGCUCAGCUUCUUCUUUAUUUUCCCGCGAAGAGAAAACGGGAAAUCAAUGGUAUCGCAUGUGGCCGGCUUCUUCACGGCACCUGAAGAGCCUGUCGACAUCGAAAAAGGCGAUCGUAUUUCAACACAAACAACAUCUACCGGUAUUUCAGUGGCCAAUGGGCACAGCUUGAUGAGGAAGUUCUCCGAAGUUCUUGAGUGA